UUGACAGCUAGUUACAUGACAUCAGCUCCAAAAUUUAUAUGUUCUGACGUGGAGAAAAUUUAAGGUACAGCCGAAAUUCUCUUUGUUCUCUAUCUCAUUUCUACUUUCAAUUAAGCCUAGAAGAAGUUGCUUCAGCUUUUAUCCUUGACCAUGGAGUCACAAGCAGAAGUUAACUUUGGAAAAUCUAUCAUAGUACCUAGCGUCCAGGAGCUAACCAAGGAACCCAUCUUCAACAUUCCAGCUAGGUACGUGCGAGAUGAUCAGGAGGACCCUUUGAUUGUCUCUUAUGACCCAUCACUUCCAUCUGUGCCGGUUAUCGAUCUUGAGAGAUUGGAUGUUGAAGCUUACAUGAAUUCUGAAUUGGACAGCCUUCACUCUGCUUGUAAAGAUUGGGGAUUCUUUCAGGUUGUGAACCAUGGAGUCAGUACUUCAUUGCUGGAAGAAUUCCGGACACAAAUUGAUAGUUUUUUCAAACUUCCAUAUGAAGAAAAGAAGAAUCUUUGGCAGGAGCCAAACAAUCAAGAGGGCUUUGGGCAGCUCUUUGUGGUGUCAGAUGAGCAGAAGCUAGACUGGUCAGACAUGUUCUAUAUAACUACCCUUCCACAUAAUAUAAGGAGGGGUCACCUAUUUGACAAGCUUCAGCCAAAGCUCAGAGAGACCUUGGAAACUUACUCUAUAGAAGUGGAGAAGCUGGCCUUGACAAUCUUAGGACACAUGGCUAAGGCUUUGAAAAUGGAUGUUGAGGAAAUGAGAGAGCUGUUUAGUGAUGGAGUUCAGUCAAUGAGAAUGAAUUACUAUCCUCAAUGCCCUGAACCAGAUAAGGCCAUUGGGUUCACUCCUCAUUCUGAUGCUGAUGCUCUAACAAUUCUCUGUCAGGUCAAUGAAACUGAAGGCCUUCAGAUCCGUAAAGAGGGGAGAUGGGUUCUUGUUAAACCUCUUCCAAAUGCUUUUGUAGUCAAUAUUGGUGAUAUCAUGGAGAUUGUGAGCAAUGGCAUAUAUCGGAGCAUUGAGCAUAGGGCAAUAGUAAAUUCAACAAAAGAGAGGCUCUCCAUUGCUACAUUUUAUAGUUCCAAUCUAGACUCGGAACUGGGUCCUGCACCUAGCCUUAUUGGUCCUGGCAACCCAGCAAAUUUCCGGCGAGUUCCUUUGGAGAAGUACUUUAAGGAAUUCUUUGCUCGAAAACUAAGUGGCAAGUCGUACCUUGAUUUCAUGAGAAUAGAAAAUGGGGAGGGCAACACCAGUUGAAUGCAUUAUUUAUUAGCAAAAUUGUGCAGUACAUGAGUAGCAGAAUGGUAAGUUGCAAGAAUAUAAGUAUCUUCUAUCAUGAAGAGUGAAAUUCAGUGGCUUCAUCAAUAAUUAAGAAAAUAAAAUGCAGAAACUUCUGUAAUAUUCUUGUUCUUUAUGAUCCUGCUUGAAAGACCAGCAAAUAAGGGACAUUAGAGUUGCAAGGACUUCCAUCUUCUUGAAGGUUUAUUUGCAAUUUGUAAAAGUACAUUUAAUAAAUGUUGAAUGUAUAAUCGAAAUUAAGCAAAGAGUCGGGUAGUGGGUACUGAAAUGGUGAGACACAAGAAUUUAGGUCUCAAUGUCA
This is a messenger RNA of Quercus lobata, 1588 nucleotides long. Its product is annotated as protein SRG1-like. The transcript has 4 exons. The coding region runs from base 151 to 1245 and encodes 364 amino acids. NCBI's taxonomy places the organism in Eukaryota, Viridiplantae, Streptophyta, Magnoliopsida, Fagales, Fagaceae. The record is from RefSeq and is a predicted model, not a curated record.